AACUGAAACGUCCGAAAUAGUGAAAAACGAAAGUAAAACAAACAUGUCGAAAAAUGUUCUUCUUUCAAAAUUUAAAGGCGCCUUGGUUGGUGCUGUGUUGGGCGAUUGCAUCGGUUCAGAGUUUGAGGGUUUAUGGGCAAAAAGUAUUGGAGUGGAAAAAGUCUUAAAAAGUAUCGGUAAAUUGGAGUCGGAAUAUGAUCCUGCAACAGAUGGCAGAGAGGCUGACAAACAAGACAAGCUAUUACGGGAUUACACAGAUGAUACAGCUAUGGCCAGGAGUGUAGCCCAGUCUCUGAUUGAAAAUAAAGGCUUUGUUGCAAAACACAUGGCAAAAAUGUUUUCAGAAGAAUAUUUUAAGGACCCGUACCGAGGUUAUGGGGGUAGUAUCAUCACUGUGUUCUCCAAGCUGAAGGAUGCAGAAUUCGCAGAUCCAUAUAAGCCAGCAGCAGAACAGUUUGACGGGGAAGGUUCGUACGGAAAUGGAGGGGCUAUGAGGAUCGUUCCAGCCCCACUGUUUGCCUACAGACAAAAUGAUGUUCAGCAUUUGACAGAAUUAGUUGAACAAAUAACUAAGAUUACACACUCCCACCCCUCAGCAAUAAAUGGUGCAAUAUUCCAAAGCUUUGCGGUAGAUCUGGCAUUAAGAGGAUCAAAGGAGGUGGAUACAGGAGCAUUCUGUGACGAACUGCAGAAGAGAAUAAUGGAAAGAGAAAAAAAAGUCACCGAGAAGAUCAAAAAAAGGAAACUAGAGGAGGUUGAAGCAGAGGAGGACAAGGAAACAACACGUUUUGAUUUUCCCUAUGCAAGCAUCACAGACGACAUAAGGAAAUAUGCCUUACAAGAGGACUUACCUUCCACGGAGGAAAUCACAGGGAACUUGGGAACUGAUAUUUCAGCCUACAGAUCGGUUCCAACAGCUGUUUAUUCAUUUCUGAGAGCAUCAAAACACAUUGACAAACUGGAGGACAGAAACUCGUUUGAAAAGACCAUCAUUUAUGCCAUUACCCUGGGAGGUGACACAGACACCAUAGCAACAAUGGCAGGUGCUAUAGCAGGUGCUUGCUAUGGCAUAGAGGCUAUUCCAAAAUCCUGGCAAGCUGGCUGUGAAUCUGUGGAGGAUGCCUUGAAGUUUGCGGAACAGCUUUAUGAACUGUCCUCAACUAGUGAAUGAUUUAUUGCUGUAGUAUUCACGAACCCAUCUAACCAAUGAAUGAGGAUAAUUUCAAUGCUAAAUACAAUUUAAUACUGUAAACUGUAAGUUUGCAUUGUGGAAAUUUUCAUGAAUUUUACAUUGAAAAUUUAUAAAUGUCUUUACAAAUUUGAACAGUUCAGAAAUUUGGUACUUGAACUGAUAAAAGAAUUGCAGUGACUGUAACUUCUGCAAUGUGCAGCUACUAUACCGGUACCGGUAGUGAUAUUUAAUACUGGUCUUUGAAAUUCACCCAAACAAAACUGUGCAUACAGCAUUAUUGAUUCAGUGCAUGCCAGGUAUUCUGCUCCACUGUUCAUUAGUGUCCAUACUACAUGUACCGUACAUGUAUUUGCAAGUGGAGUGGACACUAUUUCCUUGCUUGCAACAAUCCUUUCAUUAUUGACAUUACCUCAUAUAUUUGGACAUUUACAGUGUACAUUAUUUUAUUAAAAAGUAGUUGUUAUUUUCCUUUUUUUUUAAUAUUACUUACUUAUUAGUUACACUUUCUGUUUAGGAAUAAACCUCUGAUAGCGUGACAUACCUCUAAGGCCGUCAAAAGUUUUAUAAUUCUCUGAGAUCAGGAAGAAUUGUUCUUUGAAGAAAAAAAACCCACAACUUUAAUCUACAAUCCAUAAGAACUUGUGAUAUUUGUGGUUAUUUAUGGAAUACCUGGUAUAUUCAAGAUACUCGAAAGACCAUUACUAAAAUUAUUAGCCACAUGUAACUUGAAUAUUCAAUAUUUGCGGUAUUUAGAAUCACAGUUAUUAAUUAAAAUCAUGUUUGAAAUUUUUCUUUUGUUUCUCCAUCUCUCUUAUAUUUAAACAGCUUAACUCAUUACAUGUAUUUAUAUUAGAUGACAUUUAUAAACAACAAAAAACACAAUUUACUUGUAUAUCAUAGUGGUAUUCUUAUACAACUGCUUUAUAAUAAUUCACUCUUUAUAUAUGAAGCAGAGGACAUUUCAUUGACUGUGAUAAUUCUACAUAGAUGAAUAUUAAAAAUAAAAUGUAUUCAUUAAAAUUGCUGUCUUCCUCUUUCAUUGUUACAUAUUAAAAAUGGUACUGUAUGGA
Molecule: messenger RNA, 2262 nt
Organism: Magallana angulata
Lineage: Eukaryota; Metazoa; Mollusca; Bivalvia; Ostreida; Ostreidae
Product: ADP-ribosylhydrolase ARH3-like
Exons: 7
Coding region: 44-1171 (375 amino acids)
Cellular component (GO): nucleus; mitochondrion
Source: RefSeq, a predicted model, not a curated record